GCUAUUUAUAUAGGAAUUAUUUCCUCAUUUCAAGAGAUCAUGAUGUUAAAUGGGCAUCAUUACAUUUCUUUAAAAAAUGUUCUCAAAAUUUGCUUGUGGAUUUACAGUCGUAAUACCAUUGCUGUUGACACUCCAAUUAAAUAAUAUCACCAUAAGAGCUUUAGCAGACAAAACUCAAACGUGUGGGGAUGGUCGUUACAAUGAUGGAGGUGUUUGCAAAGAAUGCCCGGCUGGGUUUUUUGGUACCAACUGCUCAGCUGAAUGUCCUGCAUUAUAUUACGGCAUUAUGUGUCUCCAGAAUUGCGAUUGUUCUCCUUGUCAUCAUGUCUACGGCUGUGUUUCCUCUACUCUUAUAACAGAAACAACGAGCCAUGGAUCUGUGAACAAAGACGAAAUAAAGGACACAACUGAAAAACCAGAAUCAAUCAGCUGUAAAAACGAAAACAAAGAAAAUAUAAAAUGCAAAGACCAAAUGCAAACACCAGAACACAAAACAAAUUUUGAUAGAAUUGUAGUCAUUUUUGCUGGAUCUGCUUUAAGUUUCAUUUUAAUUUUAGCAAUUUUACGAGAGAUAUGUCUAUUCUGCCGAGUUCCUAGGCCUACUGGCCUACUGAGUACCUCUUCUGACGUUUAUACCGAUAUUGCUGAAAUGGAAAAUAGAGGAACAGAAUAAAAUAAAACUCUCUAUGCCACAAAACAAUUCAAAUUUUUUGAUUUUAAUACAUGAAAUUAAUAAUUUUUAGAUUUUAAGAUUAAAUUUAUAUGAUUUAUGUAUUAAUUAGUUGAAGAACGGUAAGGUUUUUGAAGUAAUUUUUUUCUUUAUUGCUAAAGUAUGUACACUUAAUUUAUGACCGGUUGCCAGAAGGCGGAUGGACUGAUCUAUCAUGAACGUCUAGUUCAACCAGACGCAAUGCAACAUUGCUCAGAGAGAAUGUGGUCAAAUGAGACAAAUG
This is a messenger RNA of Magallana angulata, 953 nucleotides long. RefSeq lists its product as uncharacterized. The coding region runs from base 77 to 673 and encodes 198 amino acids. Lineage: Eukaryota; Metazoa; Mollusca; Bivalvia; Ostreida; Ostreidae. The record is from RefSeq and is a predicted model, not a curated record. The transcript has 5 exons.